UUCAAUCCCGGAGCGCCCCGGACAUGGCCGAGCCGAAGCUGCUCCCCCUUCGGCAGUUCUCGCGAGCUCGGGGGCGGCGGGCGGCUCUCGCCGCUCCCCGGCUCUGCCCUUCGAGCGCUGCCGGUGACGACACCUCCGUGCAAAACAGUCAUGGCUGCCCUGCGCAGGCUUCUCCCCUCGUUCGCCAGCAGCUCCGGCGCCGCCGGGACGUUCGCGGCGCGCGGGCAGCCGCCGUCCCCUCGCGCGGCCCAGGCGCUGAAAGUCGUCGCGGCCGGCGCGUGCGUCGGCGCCGCGGCCGGCGCCGCGUACUACUACUGCCGCCCGGUCGCCGGCGGACGCGCCGGAAGGAAGAGGCUCGACGCGCGACGUCUGUCGCUCGUGGCGCUGCCGUCGGUUUCCGCCACCGACAAGGCCAGGACCUACGGUCUGGAUGACGGAGAUGUGUAUAUGUCGUCCCAUGAAAACAGAUUCCGCCUGUUCAGCUCAAUGGAGUACGAGGGCCAACUCUACAUGACUCCGAUCAACUUCAUUGAAUCCGUCACUCUGAUCGAACCGAAGAGCAGGAGAGCGUUGAGGUCACUUUCUAAAAAGGAAUUAGACAAGAUGCUGGCCGAUACCCCGCCUGUUUGGAAAGGAUCGUCUAAUUUGUUCAGGAAUCUUCGGGAGCGAGGUGUCCUAAGUUACACAGAGUACCUCUUCCUGCUCUGCAUUUUAACAAAGCCCCAUGCAGGCUUCAGGAUUGCGUUCAACAUGUUCGAUGCGGAUGGGAACGAAAUGGUGGACAAAAGGGAGUUCUUGGCGCUGGAGGAAAUUUUCCGCAAGAAAAAGGACAGAAAAGAAGUCAGCGAAGACGUGCAAAGAUUGGACCAGCAGAUCCUGCAGCUUUACGGUCAACGCAAAUCCCAGCCGCACAGUGUUCUUAAAAAAGACAGUCAGCAUGUGGCGGCCCGCGGCAUGUGGGAUGUUCUCAGACGUGGCACAAGUCAAGCUCUGUUUUCUGAUCUCACCGAGAACGUGGACGAAAAGACGGAGACAACGCUGCUGGUGCAUUUCUUUGGUAAAAAAGGCAAAGCUGACUUGAAAUUUGAAGAUUUUUACAAGUUCAUGGACAACCUGCAGACAGAGGUGCUCGAGAUAGAGUUCCUCUCCUACUCCAAAGGCAUGCCCACCAUCAGCGAGGAAGACUUUGCCAGGAUCCUCCUCCGCUACACCAACGUGGACGACGUCAGCGGAUACCUGGAGAACCUGCGGCACAGCAUGCCGGACGAAAAGGGAAUCACCUUUGAGGAGUUCAGGUCCUUCUUCCAGUUCCUAAACAACCUGGAGGACUUUACCAUCGCCAUGCAGAUGUACAACUUUGCCAGUCGCUCCAUCGGUCAAGAGGAGUUUACCCGAGCUGUCUACGUGGCCACGGGGAUCAAGCUGACCCGCCACUUGGUCAACACGGUCUUCAAGAUCUUCGACGAGGAUCACGACGAUAAACUCAGCCAAAAGGAGUUCGUCGGCAUCAUGAAGGACCGGCUGCACCGCGGCAACAGGGGGGUCCGAGUGGAGGAGAAGUUCACCUCCUUCAAGUCCUGCCUGAAGAAGGAGCUUUCGGGCAAAUAGGUGAAGAGCCCGACUCCAGCGCAUGUCCCACAACCUGGACGAGCUCCGCCUCCUCCGUGCUCUCUCCCGCGACAAAAGGGUUCAUGCAUGUUACAGUGUCUUAUUGCUACGUUUUGUUUAGUUUUUAAAAAAAAAUAAUACAGGAUGUGGCUAAUGCAGGAUGUGGUCAACCUAAAGGAAAGCUCUCGGACGUGGUCAAGUGACCCGUUAUGAACCCACCGAGAAAAUCCAUUUAGCUCCUGCGCUGCAGGACACUAAAUUGCACUACUCGUGGAUGUCUGGCCACUUUUGCCUGUUCAAAAAACUAUUUAUUGAUUCAUCUACUUGUACUUAUAUUUAUCGGUUAAAGGUGGUUAACACUGAUUUCAUAUAUUUAUCUGAGUCUUAAACUGUGUCUUGUUACUGCUUUGCCGCUGUGCAUUGUGUGUUUUGGCUCUGCAGCCCCCCCUGCACAGAUCAUCUGAGGACAGCAGCCCCCCCCCCCCUCCAUCCUCCCCCUCCUCCUCCUCGCUCCUCCUCCCUCCCCGAAGCGCUGCAGCUCAAAUCUUCCAGGAUCCCCCAGAGCCGGCCGGCCCGAACGCUCGCACGCACUCCGUCCGUGGCUCUUUUUCACUGUUUAACUACAGGCAGCUAACAGUGUUAAUCAUUUCUUGGCAAGCAAACAGACAAGCUAUUUUUAUGCCCCUGGCAGGGAUGACCUCUUUAUGAAUAUGCAAAAAGAAAAAAGAAAUAUUAAAGCCAUAUGUUUGUUUCCACUCUUGGGACACUCAAGCUUAAAUUAGUGUUGGUUUUAGCGAGCGGUGGAUUUAAAACGACCUUCCCUUCAGGCGGCGCAAGGAAGAGUUUACACUUUCAUCUUCUUUACUUGUGCUGCUGUGGGUCACUGAGGAAUUCUUGAUGACUGUUGCGAUGUUUGCUUUGGGUGGAAUUAUGUAGUGGAAAUAGACUGGAGAUUCUCUCUCUAAUAUUAACCGGACUCGUGUAUUUGUUCAUUCUGACUGCUUUCCGUUUAGAAUAUUGAAUGUUCGGUUAAGUGAGUCUACCUCUCGAAGGAGUUUCGUCAACUCCUCUCCUUUCUUAGAAUUAGGGCCUCGGAAGCUACACUGAUGUUACAGAUGCAUUUUUAAUGACAUGGUGCAAUAAAUAAGAAACAAAACCA
Molecule: messenger RNA, 2767 nt
Organism: Scophthalmus maximus (turbot)
Lineage: Eukaryota; Metazoa; Chordata; Actinopteri; Pleuronectiformes; Scophthalmidae
Gene: micu3b
Product: mitochondrial calcium uptake family, member 3b
Exons: 15
Coding region: 151-1608 (485 amino acids)
Biological process (GO): mitochondrial calcium ion homeostasis; calcium import into the mitochondrion
Cellular component (GO): uniplex complex
Molecular function (GO): calcium ion binding
Source: RefSeq, a predicted model, not a curated record